Molecule: messenger RNA, 1318 nt
Organism: Crotalus tigris (Tiger rattlesnake)
Lineage: Eukaryota; Metazoa; Chordata; Lepidosauria; Squamata; Viperidae
Gene: FMR1NB
Product: FMR1 neighbor
Exons: 6
Coding region: 560-1072 (170 amino acids)
Source: RefSeq, a predicted model, not a curated record
GUUGGCCUUUUGGAAAAACAUCUUUGGGACAACCACUCAUUUGUAGUACCUCUUUAGAAUAUUCCAGUUGUUUCUUUUAGUUUGUACUUCUUUUCCCUCGUAUUUACAUUGUCCUCUGCAGGCUGAAUGUCCAAUUGGUAUUUCCUUCCAGAAUGAAGAGUACUAAUCCUACGGGACCAAACAAUUUCCCUUGCAGCUCUCCCUAACAAAUUGUCUUCCACGUAUGCACCUACAAUUUCCAAUCAGUCAGAAAUUGUGCUCUGACCCAUUCAGAACUGUGCCCCAUCUUGUCCCAAGACCGCCCAUGACAACCCAACACUUUUAGCCCCUCCUUCUCAGUGAGUAAGUCACAAUAGAGAUCCCCAUAGUGAUGGAUCCUCCACAGCUUCCCUAUGCAUCUCUGUUGGGCAUGUGAUUACAAAGAUUGCAAAAAAAAAAAAAAAAUGUGGAUUGAAGUGAAUCUGAAGGAAUAGAGCAGGUUACUCCACGGUAGACAACAGUAUUUAUAUUAAUGGUGUUGGUUUUUUAAACGGUGAUCUUCAAAAUCUUGAAUUAAGGAAUGAUACCAAUAAUGAGGUUUGUGCUCCAGCUUUUAGCCAAAUAUUUGUGCGUAUUAUUUCAUGCAGUCAAUCCAAGUUUUUCAUUGCCAGCGCUAGAAGUUCGAAAUGAAUCUUACAUGGUUCCUAGUGAGCCAAGGACAAAAGCAGAAAUCAUAUCUCAAAAGGUGGAAAACUUCUUCAAUCCUGUGACAUGCUGGCCCAGAGGAAAUCAGAAAGCCGUGGCUUGCAAAGUUGGAGAGCACAUCAACCAGACGUUGUGCCUAGAACACAAAUGUUGUGUGUCUUCCAGAAAAUUUAUUCAGUUAGACUGCUAUACUCCAUUUGAAGACCGUCCUCAACGGAUUUUGAGAAUAUUUGCCGUUGGCACUGGAGGAAUGUUGGCUGUUGUCUGUCUUCCAUUUUGCUGUUUCAUAGUAGAGAGAAGCCCGUGUGCCAAUCCUUUGCGCCGAGCCCCCAAAGAAGACAACACUGAAGAAGGAAGUGAGGACAGUGAGGAGAGCAGCGAUAGCUAAUCUGCAGAAUAAAUUCAAAACUACGUUGAGGGAAUGUAUGAAAGAUAACUAAAUGUUCCUCAUGAUAUGCCUGAACUGUGUGGAAUUAUUGAUGGUUUCUGGAGAUGGGGAUGUCUACUUUCCAGAGCUGAAGCAAUAAGAGUGUGGUGAUCCUAAGCACAACAAUACCAAAUGAAGGUGCAGCAGGGUAUAAUCACACCUACUCUGCCUUUUCUCUCUCCCUCUUUCCCCUCUUGUUCCCUCCUG